AUGGCAAAUGACGUUGAAGAAAAUCCUGGACCCACAAUAUAUAAUGUGGUUGACCCAACUCAAACAGUAUGUGCUGAUUUCAGCCAAGGUGAUACAAGAAAAUUUAGGCAAAAUGCUGGUAAACAAUGUUUAGCCAUGUCCUUGACCGCAAUAAUACAUAGUCAUAUAUUAGAUGUUGAUACUUGGGAUACAUCAUUGUUGAACCACAUACUGUAUGCAGGAAAUGAUCUGUAUACUUUCAUAAGCAACUCUGUUAAAAAGAGCUACUUAUUGUUAACUGAUGUUCCAGAGAUGGUUUCAGUAUUUGACAAAAUUUAUCACUUAGAAUACAGUGACUCAUUGGCUGGAGAUCUAUUUAUAGAAAAUACCAAUUUACCUUAUUACUCUUUGGAACAUGCUCUUCGUGAUUUGUUUUAUGGUUCACAAUUAAGUUAUCAACAUUGUAUGUUGACAAUUAACUGUAAUACUAUUGCAAUUUUUAAAACUUCUGAUGUGAAUUUUAAAAUUUUUGAUUCUCAUUCAAGGGAUUCCUAUGGUAUACUGCAUCCAUUUGGAAAAUGUGUGUCAAUUUCUGUUGAAGGUAUAGAUAACCUUAUAAUUUAUUUACAAAAUACUGUUCCCAGAGGGGAUGAUGUACCAUUUGAAAUCAAAGGGGUAACUGUUGAGUUAGCAAAUUGUGAGAUUGGCAAAGAAACUGGUAUUGCAAUUUUAUCAGGAAAAGUUGCAAAUAAAAGACUGGAAACAGCUAGAAAUUAUAAAAAAAAUAAGCGGGCAGUAGAGACUGAAGCUGCAAGGGAGAUCAGACUUGAAUCUGAUAGGAAAUAUCAUGAAUUAAAAAAAGCAAGAGAAACUGACCUUGCAAGAAAAAGGAGACUCGAAAACAAUAAAAAUUGUCAUAAAUUUAAAAAAGCA
This is a messenger RNA of Paramuricea clavata, 912 nucleotides long. Lineage: Eukaryota; Metazoa; Cnidaria; Anthozoa; Malacalcyonacea; Plexauridae. The record is from the annotation of a GenBank genome assembly.